UGUAUCGACCUGCAAACCUGUAGCGACCCAACCCGGUAUCCUUGCCAACCUACGAUAUCUACCACCGUUAUGUCAGAACCAGCAGAUCCUACACCUUCCACCUCUUCACCACCCAAAACCGCCCCGGUCCCAUUCACCUUCAAACGCAAAUCCCGACCACAAUCUUCCCGCAAACGUACCCCUUCUCCCGACGAAGCUCCCUCGAGCUCAGUGGUCAAGCCUACUCAACGUACUACCCUCAAUCCGCUCCUCCAGGGGACCAAGCGGAUACGAGAAGCACGCAAGCGGGAGAGAGACGCCGACGAGCAGUUCAAGGCGGACGAGAGCUUUACCGUCGGUGGUGACGAACUGGUCACCCGUUCAGCCGAAUGGGACCUCACCGGCGAUACCAAAGACGAUAGCGGUCGGAUAAAAAGACCUCGGCUGGAUGAGGACGGGAACAUUCUCCCCAGCGAUGGGACGUACAAGGGCUUGGGAUCGUAUUCGAAUUUCAUCAAAUUGGACGAGAGGCAAGCUCAGAUGUCGAGCAAGAUGAAAGCUGGACCUCAGAAGGCUAGUGCGAAUAUCAGGAGUAUCACCGUGACGGAUUAUCAGCCGGACGUAUGUAAGGAUUACAAAGAAACCGGUUUCUGCGGGUACGGUGACUCCUGUAAAUUCUUGCACGACCGAGGCGACUACCUAGCCGGUUGGCAGAUGGACAAGCUCGCCGUGAACCCCACGACGGGUCGACACGAAGCGCCAGCGGAAGAGGAGGAAGAGGAAGAAGAUAUCCCGUUUGGAUGCUUGAUCUGUAGGAAACCGUUUACCGAGCCGGUGGUGACGAAGUGUGGGCACUAUUUCUGUAUGAACUGCGCAAUCACCCGGUUCGCCAAGACGCCCAAAUGUUACGCUUGCGGGACGGCCACCGGAGGAAUGUUCAACAAGGCCGAAAAGAUCCUCGCCAAGAUGGAAAAGCGCAACCAAGAUCUACGAGACAAGAAGAAGCGAGCGAAAGAAGAUCGCGGGGACAGCGAUUCGGAACAGGACGGGGAGGGGGAAGAUGCAGGGAUCCAGUUCGGAGGUGGGGAGGACAGCGAGGAGGAGUAGA
Molecule: messenger RNA, 1087 nt
Organism: Filobasidium floriforme
Lineage: Eukaryota; Fungi; Basidiomycota; Tremellomycetes; Filobasidiales; Filobasidiaceae
Exons: 3
Coding region: 70-1086 (338 amino acids)
Biological process (GO): snoRNA splicing
Cellular component (GO): U2-type spliceosomal complex
Molecular function (GO): metal ion binding
Source: RefSeq, a predicted model, not a curated record